Messenger RNA from Pistacia vera, 1954 nucleotides. RefSeq lists its product as uncharacterized. The record is from RefSeq and is a predicted model, not a curated record. Gene Ontology annotation, molecular function: SNARE binding. NCBI's taxonomy places the organism in Eukaryota, Viridiplantae, Streptophyta, Magnoliopsida, Sapindales, Anacardiaceae. Gene Ontology annotation, biological process: SNARE complex assembly. Gene Ontology annotation, cellular component: endosome; lytic vacuole.
UUGGUUCCGGCAAUCCCCAAAUUCAAAUUUUAUCACAAAAAGAGUCCGAGAACAAAUAAUAAACCAUAUAAUUUAUGCCUUACAUUACUAGAGCAGAAGUUUCACGUAUGGUAAACCAUAUCUAAAUAUAAAUACAUCCCAUCUCAGUUUCCCGUGAAUGAUAAUGAAUCUCCGUUAAUCAUCCAUUAUCGAUUUCCGUCUCCGGCCAACUCCUUUCAACUGUGGUAUUUUCUCUCUUCUAGGAGAUUCAGUUCCUUCAAUUUCUUUUUGCUGCAAUUAAACAUUUAAAUUAUCGAUUGAUUUUCUGAAGAGGAAAUUCGACGAUGAACAAGAGAAGCAGUAACUGCGCCAUAUGCGAGAAUUCGAAUCGCGCCUCUAUUUGUGCAGUUUGUGUCAAUUACAGAUUAAACGAGUGCAACACUUUGUUGAAAUCUUUAAAGAGUCGUCGGGAUGCAUUAUAUUCGAGAUUGACUGAAGUUCUUGUGGCAAAGGGGAAAGCGGAUGAUCAAAUGAAUUGGAGAGUGCUUCAGAAUGAGAAGCUUGUGAAUUUGAGAGAGAAGCUACGGCAUAGUAGGGAGCAACUCGCGCAAGGGAAGUCAAAGAUUGAGAAGAGAUCUUAUGAUUUAAAAGCUAAAUAUGCUGUGCUUGAAUCAACUCAUUCUAUGUUGGAAAAGAAUCGUGCAGAACAACUGCAGAAGUUCUAUCCUAACCUUAUUUGCACUCAGAGUUUGGGGCAUAUGGCAAUCCUCUCUGAACUUCUGCAUAAACAGUCUGUGAUUAUAAAACAGAUAUGCAAAUUGUUCCCACAACGUCGGGUGACCAAAGAGUCAGAAGUAAGAGAUGGCCAGAGUGGUCAAUAUGAUCAGAUUUGCUGUGCACGAUUACCAAGAGGACUUGACCCACACUCUAUUCCAUCAGAAGAGCUAGCUGCCUCUUUGGGAUACAUGGUGCAACUUGUAAAUCUUGUUGUUCACAAUUUGGCUGUUCCUGCUCUUCAUAACUCAGGUUUUGCGGGUUCUUGCUCAAGAAUAUGGCAAAGGGAUUCUUAUUGGAAUGCACGCCCAUCCUCUCGAAGCAAUGAAUAUCCCCUUUUUAUUCCACGCCAAAAUUACUGUUCUACUAGUGGAGAAGCAUGGGAUAAAAGCUCAAGUAAUUUCGGUGUUACUUCAAUGGAAUCUGAGAAAAGGCCCAACCUGGAUUGUUCUAGAAGUAGUAGCUUCAAUUAUACUGCUGCAUCUCCACAUUCUGUUGAAACACACAUGGACUUGCAGAAAGGGAUUUCUCUUCUCAAGAAAAGUGUGGCAUGCAUAACAGCCUACUGUUAUAACUCACUAUGUCUGGAUCCUCCAUCUGAAGCAUCUACUUUUGAAGCAUUUGCCAAGUUAUUGGUGACACUAUCUUCAUCUAAGGAAAUUCGAUCUGUGUUUUCCUUGAAAAUGGCUUGUUCAAGGUCAUGUAAACAGUUCAACAAUAAACAAUCAGUGUGGAAUAUGAAUUCUGUUAUUUCAUCGACCACUUUACUGGAGAGUGCGCAUAUGUUGCCCAUGACGAAAAACUUUAGCGAUAACAAUCUCCCAAGCUCCGCAGCCAGUUUUCUUUGUGCCACUGAGAUGUCUGAUAUUGGAAAAAUGGAAAGUCUUAUUGAUGGAUGGGAUUUUGUCGAGCGUCCUACUUUUCCUCCUCCACCAUCGCAAACUGAGGAUGUUGAGCAUUGGACUCGAGCCAUGUUUAUUGAUGCCACAAAGAAAUGAUCCGGUGCCCCACCAAUAGUCCUACAUUUUGUAAGUCACUAGGUUCCGCAGAAGAAGCACUUACUAAAGCAGAGGCGAGUCGGGGCCGUGGAGAAUUAACUUCUAGUUUCAUCUUUCAUGUAAAUAGAUAUGAUCAAUAUUCAAUAGCUGUGUAUAUAUGAGUAUAUAUAAUUAUAAUACAAAUUCCAUUUUCCUGAAGUUUA